Carcharodon carcharias (great white shark) is the source of this 5103-nucleotide messenger RNA. RefSeq names its product ADAM metallopeptidase with thrombospondin type 1 motif, 1 (gene adamts1). The coding region runs from base 418 to 3297 and encodes 959 amino acids. The record is from RefSeq and is a predicted model, not a curated record. Gene Ontology annotation, molecular function: zinc ion binding; metalloendopeptidase activity. The transcript is spliced from 9 exons. Gene Ontology annotation, cellular component: extracellular matrix. NCBI's taxonomy places the organism in Eukaryota, Metazoa, Chordata, Chondrichthyes, Lamniformes, Lamnidae. Gene Ontology annotation, biological process: extracellular matrix organization; proteolysis.
AUAUAUAUAUAAAGGAGCAGCACUUUGGAAAGGGGAAUUUUUUUUAAAAAAAAAGAAUAACAGCGAAAAUCCUGCAGCAACUCCACGAGGAAGUGAGGAGGAGAGAGGGGGGUGGGUGUACAAAAAGAGAACCUGUUGCAGCAAAGUGGCAAAGCAGAGUUUGGAACUGACUGACUUUUAUUUUUUUUUAAACAAACUUAUUUAUUUCGUUUUCAAUCUCUGGGACAAAAAAAGAGGGGACUGCAGGAGAAAUUUUAAUGCACUAAAAAAAAUUAUUUUUUUUUUGUUUGAACAAAUUGUCAGGAAGUUUUUUUGGGGGGGUGGGUGUGUGUGUGUUUUUUUUUUUGGCCACCGACUCGCGGCUGCUGGACGGACUCCCCGCUCGAUCGAACUUUUUCUUUCCGGAUUUCUCUGAAGAUGAACGCGGUGCUCGGGCUGGUUUUGCUGCCGCUUCUGGCCGCCCUGUCCCCCGCCGGGCAGGCUCUGGGCGCUCGCCCUGAGGAGACUCUGGUCUACCCGGUGCGGCUGGACGAGAAGUUGGAGGAGGUGGAGGGCGGAGCCGGGGGUCUCCGGUCCGGGGGCAGCCCGGCCGAGAUGGGGCAGAAGAAGGUGGUCUACCGGCUUCAAGCCUUCGGGCAGCGGUUCGUCCUGGAGCUCGAGCCCGAUCAGAGUUUCCUGGCCCCGGCUGUCACCUUGCAACGCCUGGGGCAACCCAAGUCUGGCAACGCCGUGGAGGAGGAGGAGGAGGUGGUGGUGGAGGAGGAGGAGGAAGAACAGGACCCCGACCUCCGCCACUGCUUCUACUCCGGCACCGUCAACUCCCUGCCCGGCACGUUGGCGGCGGUCAGCCUCUGCCAUGGAAUCCAGGGCGCUUUCGUGAUCGGAGGAGCCGAGUACCAUAUCCAGCCGACCAAUCUGACGGGGCCAGGGGACAUCCCGCCUCACUUAAUCCGAAAGACAAGACCGAGAUCCUCAGGCAGCCCUGGUGGUACCAAGUGCGGGGUAAACGAUCAAGAUACACCCCAGACAACCGGGAGCACUCAAAGCCAACAAUCUGCACCAGAGGCCACUCCAUCAGAACCCGCUGGGCACCAAAGAGCCAAGAGAUUUGUCUCAUCCCCUCGCUAUGUGGAGACCUUGCUGGUAGCAGAUCAUUCAAUGGCAGAGUUCCAUGGCAGUGGGCUCAAGCACUAUCUCCUGACCUUAAUGUCGGUGGCUGCCAAAUUGUAUAAGCACCCGAGCAUCAAAAACUCUAUCAGCUUGGUGGUGGUGAAGAUCCUGGUUGUCUACGAGAAGGAGAAGGGACCUGACGUGUCUUCUAAUGCUGCCCUGACCUUGAGGAACUUCUGUACUUGGCAGAGGCAGCACAACCCCUCCAGUGACCGUAAUGCAGAGCACUACGAUACUGCUAUACUCUUCACCAAAAUGGAUCUGUGUGGAGCCCAGACUUGUGAUACUCUUGGGAUGGCUGACGUUGGGACAAUUUGUGAUCCUAGCCGGAGCUGCUCAGUCAUUGAGGAUGAUGGUCUACAAGCCUCCUUCACUGCAGCUCAUGAGUUGGGCCACGUGUUUAACAUGCCCCACGAUGACGCACGGCAGUGUCUUCAUACCGUUGGUCUAACUGGGAAUUCCCACAUGAUGGCGUCGACACUCUCCAACUUGGAUAGGAACCAGCCUUGGUCUGCCUGCAGUGCUUACAUGAUCACUUCCUUCCUGGAUAAUGGGCAUGGAGAAUGUCUGCUGGACAAGCCCCAGAAGCCACUACAACUUCCUGGUGAACUGCCAGGGAGCACCUACAAUGCAGACCGCCAGUGCCAGUUCACCUUUGGGGAAGAGUCGAGGCUUUGUCCUGAUGCAGGCAACACCUGCUCAUUACUGUGGUGCACUGGAAUGUCUGGUGGGAUGCUCAUCUGCCAAACUAAGCACUUCCCUUGGGCCGAUGGUACCAGCUGCGGGGAAGGAAAAUGGUGCCUGGAAGGAAAGUGUGUUAACCAGACAAGCAUGAAGGAUUAUAAUACUCCAGUGCACGGGAGCUGGGGACCAUGGGGACCCUGGGGUGAGUGUUCAAGGACAUGCGGUGGAGGAGUACAGUACUCAUUCAGGCACUGCGACAACCCAGUUCCACAGAAUGGUGGGAAGUACUGUGAAGGAAAGCGAGUGCAAUACAAAUCAUGCAACACCAUGGAUUGCCCAGUUAACAAUGGCAAAACAUUCCGUGAAGAGCAGUGUGAGGUGUACAAUGAUCUCUCAAAGUCUACUGUCUUUGGAGGAAUGCCUGCAGUCGAAUGGAUUCCAAAAUAUGCUGGUGUCUCUCCUAAAGAUCGAUGCAAACUUAUUUGCCGAGCAAAAGGCACAGGCUACUACUAUGUGCUCCAGCCCAAGGUUGCUGAUGGCACUCCAUGUAGCCCAGACUCCACUUCUGUCUGUGUUCAAGGACAGUGUGUAAAGGCCGGUUGUGAUAGAGUCAUUGGUUCGAACAAGAAGUUUGAUAAGUGUGGUGUGUGCAGAGGCAAAGGCACAACUUGCAAGAAGAUUGCUGGUUCUCUUGACCGUUCCAAACCUGGAUACCAAGAGGUUGUUACCAUUCCAGCUGGGGCAACCAACAUUGACAUAAAACAACGCAGUCUCCGCGGAGCAAGACAUGAUGGGAACUAUCUGGCAUUGAAGAAAGUUGAUGGCACAUACCUGCUCAAUGGAGAGUACACUUUGUCAACGCUUGAACAGGACAUUUCAUUUCAAGGCACAAUCUUAAGAUACACUGGCUCAUCGGUGUCGCUAGAAAGAAUUCGUAGCUUUGGUGCCCUCAAGGAGCCCCUGAUUGUUGAGGUACUCACAGUGGGAGACUCAUUGCGCCCAAGAAUCAAAUUUACAUUCUUUGUGAAGAAAAGUCUGCAGCAUCAGCCGGCUAAACCCUAUCCCAAAAAGGAGUCUUUUAAUGCCAUCAAGGAAACAGUAAACUCUGAGUGGGUUAUUGGCGAAUGGGGAGAGUGCUCCAAGUCAUGUGGCCUGGGGUGGCAGCGCAGGGCAGUCGAAUGUACGGACAUCUAUGGGAGUCCAGCUACUGAUUGCGUGAAAGAACUGAAGCCUGAUGACCUCCGAUUGUGUGCAGACACCCCCUGCCCACGGUGGUUGUUGGGGGAAUGGUCAGUCUGCUCCAAGACAUGCGGGAAGGGCUUUAGGAAAAGGUCUUUGAAAUGUGUCAUGCGUGAUGGCCAUGUGCUGCCGCAGGAGAGCUGCAACAUGUCAAAAAAGCCAAAACAUUUGAUUGGCCUUUGCACCAUACGGGCUUGUAGUUAAGGAACCAACAUACAUGAAAGACAAUUCAGAUAUUUUUUAUUCAACCUAAAUGCACUGAAAGUAAGAGUUUCCCAAUUCAUUUGUCAUGUGAAACAUGAUACUCAUCUGACCCAUUUUUCCCUUUGACCAUGAAUGUUUGAUUCAGUCAUAACAGUUCUGUAGAUGGAUAAAGUUUGGGCAGGAGGAGUGGGGUUAAUUGGGGAACUCAAUGCUAGCAUUGUUUAUCUCUCAAGUCAAUAGUUGUGUUAGUAGCUCAAAGUGGAUUUUUAAAAACCAGGAACUCUCACUGUUGACAGUGAAAUCAGAGGUUUUUCUCAUUCCUCAAUAAGCAUGUAAAACCCUAAUUCAUGAGUGCUGCUGGCAAGCUAAAAUGUAACCACAUUUUGUUAUAAGUGAAAGAAUACUGUCUCUCUGCAAUGAGACACUCCGUUAUUCUCUGAGAGGAAGCAAUCCCUGGAAAUUGCAAGAAACAUUUUGUUUUAGAUUAUUUCUAGAAUAUUCUGCUAGCUCACAAAUUAUAUUGUGAGUUGAAUUCUUACACCCUGGGUGUCAUAAUUAUUGUUCCCGCUAUAGAAUAAUAUCUAACAUUGGUACUAAGAGGGAAAAAGCAUCAGUCAAUUGCUGUGCCACAGAUUGGAAGCUGAAGAUUCCGUUUUUGCGCUGAUUGAUUAUGCCCUUCAUCCUGUGCCCCACAUUUUUUUCAAUCUGAAAAGCCUGCAAUCUCAUGCUGCCAGAGAAUAUGUGGUCCGAACCUGUCAACCUGCUGUGUCUGUGAGCAAGACUCCCGCUUGGUUUUGCAGGAUUAUCAUAAGCCCAGUUCAGUUUAUUUUGCAUAUUCUGAUUUAUCCACGACAUUGCCAGCUGCUGCCUUAAGUCUUUGCAUGUAACAAGGUUAUAUAACUGGCAUUAGCUAGAAUACUGAAAAACCAAGAGGUGGGUCCAGAACCUUGGAAUGAGAGCUUUACAGAAAAUUAAAAGCAAAUAUUGGUUUCAUUCCCAUUCAGUAUUGAGUUAGCUGAUCUCAGCUGGAACAUCUGUUAGGGCUCGAUAUUUGCCCUUACAUCUUAGGCUGGGGCAGGGUAUAGGCGAAAUCAUCCAGAAUUCCCACUCGUGAUUGCUAUCCAGUGAUUUGGGCUGCAAAUUGCAUGGGUGUGAGGACAGGACUAGGCUCAGUGUGAUGUUCCCACAGUCAGAUGCCUGUUGAAAUGUGUGAGCCUAGACAGAAAAUUAAGAAUGGCCACAACGAAGUGAUGGAGAACCCUGUGCCCCCACAAGAGCCGGUGUCUUUGGAAAGAGGGAUGAACUUGGUUUGGGAAGAGGGGGGUGGGGGUGGAUUUCUUAUUGUAAUAUCCUUGCUUCAAGAUAUUGUCAAAUAACAUCCGAAGGUCCUGACACUGGUCGUUGUUUCAGCUUCUGACCAAUUCAGUCCCCACCUACCUCAGUGAUGAAGGGCAAGAUUUAUUUUGUUGAAGAAAGAAAAUAAAACAGCUUAAACUAUGCUAUACAAAGGCUGCUAUUAAUACAAAGCUACAGAUUUGAAAUCCGCAGUUACAUGAAGAAUGUAAAUAUUAAACUAGCACCAAGGCCAACGAGGUGUACUUUAUAAGUAAGAGUAUUUAAAUUCCUUCUGUGAAGGACUUAGCAUUUUGUACAGAUUUCAAAUAAACUUAUUUAUUUUUGUAAAGCUUUGUAUAAUAUAAUCAUUAAGUUAUCGCUUUUUUAAAAGGAACAAAGAACAUUUAACAAUAGACUAUUUAUACAGUAUAAUGUGUCACUAGGAGAUAAUAAAAAUGAUUGAAUUCUCAA